Messenger RNA from Mus pahari (shrew mouse), 1943 nucleotides. RefSeq names its product syndecan 2 (gene Sdc2). NCBI's taxonomy places the organism in Eukaryota, Metazoa, Chordata, Mammalia, Rodentia, Muridae. The coding region runs from base 497 to 1105 and encodes 202 amino acids. The record is from RefSeq and is a predicted model, not a curated record. Gene Ontology annotation, cellular component: membrane; cell surface. Gene Ontology annotation, biological process: dendrite morphogenesis; cell migration. The transcript is spliced from 5 exons.
GUGAGAUCUAGGGGAGGACCCAGGAGGCGGUGGCGCGCAGAAGGAGGGGCGCUGCAGCCAAGCCACCAGCCUUCCUGUAGAGUGCUGUACUCCAGAUACUCCUAGAGCUCCAACCCCGCGGAUCGCGCGUCCCCGCUGUUCGGCAUCCUAAACUUCAGCGGCAGCUCGAUUUCAACCCAUCGACUGCUUGCUUCAAAUCAGACAGCAUCGGGACUCAGACACCGGAGUCCGUGGAGUGAAAGCACAACCAGACCAAGAAAACAGCCUCGCGAAGCAGCAACUCUGGGUUGGGAGUGCAGAAGCCAACAAGUGAGAAGGCGCCGCGUUUCCGGGGCGCAGCGAGAACGCUAGAGCAGGCGCCAGAGAAGACAGCUAGAGCUCGGAAUCCAAGCCUAAACCUCUCUCCUGGAGGCGGCUCAGCUUCUUUCUUUUCUAGCCCUUUUCGGCGUGCGCUGGGCUUCCUUUUAUCCGGGUACGAGCCACAUCCUUGGGGAAUAUGCAGCGCGCGUGGAUCCUGCUCACCUUGGGCUUGAUGGCCUGUGUGUCCGCAGAGACGAGAACAGAGCUGACAUCUGAUAAAGACAUGUACCUUGACAACAGCUCCAUUGAGGAAGCUUCAGGAGUAUAUCCUAUUGAUGAUGAUGACUAUUCUUCUGCCUCAGGCUCAGGAGCUGAUGAAGACAUAGAGAGUCCAGUUCAGACAACAUCCCAACUGAUUCCAAGAAUCCCACUCACUAGUGCUGCUUCCCCCCAAGUAGAAACCAUGACGUUGAAGACACAAAGCAUUACACCUGCUCAGACCGAGUCACCUGAAGAAACUGACAAGGAGGAAGUUGACAUCUCUGAGGCAGAAGAGAAGCUGGGCCCUGCUAUAAAAAGCACAGAUGUGUACACCGAGAAACAUUCAGACAAUCUGUUUAAACGGACAGAAGUUCUAGCAGCUGUCAUUGCUGGUGGUGUGAUCGGCUUCCUCUUUGCCAUUUUCCUCAUCCUGCUGUUGGUGUACCGCAUGCGGAAGAAAGAUGAAGGAAGCUAUGACCUUGGAGAACGAAAACCAUCCAGCGCAGCUUACCAGAAGGCACCCACUAAGGAGUUUUAUGCAUAAAGCUCCCAUUUAGUGUCUCUAUUUAAGAGAUCACUGAACUUUUCAAAAUAAAGCUUUGGCAUAGAAUAAUGAAGAUCUUUGUUAUCUGUUUUGUUCAUUACAGAGCCAUACUGGCCCUUUAAUGAUGAGAAUUCCAUUGUAUUUAAAUUUUUCAUGUAUUUCUUUAGAAUGACAUAAAAGUAAAAAUCUAACAUCUGCAGUGUUCUGUGAAUAGCAGUGGCAAAAUAUUAUGUUAUAAAAACCCUGACAUUCAUGGAAUUGAUUUGAACAUCUAUGUGCAAAUACAAAAUGAUUGUGUUGUCCUCUGGUUCAAAGAUGCCUGCUACUCCCCCUUGUCCGCAAGUCUCCAGUUAACCUUACUGAGUUGGUCUUCAUUUAUUUAUCUCUUGUCCCUCUUCUCUACCCUCCCUUCUUGUCACCUUUCUUAAAAACAAAACCUUAUGCCUUUUGUAGCUGUCAUGGUGCAAUUUGUCUCUGAAUGAUACAAUAAUGGUAAUUUAGUGUAUAUGUGAUUUUUUUCAAAUAUGUUAACCUUAACCUCCACUUUAUGUAAUGUUUUUAAAUAUCAGACUAUCCAUUUUACGCUUGCUUUAAUUUUCAUUACAUGUAGCUUCAGGCAGAUUUGCAAAGGCAAAUUAAUGUGUAAAAUUGGAUUAUUACUACGAAACUGUUUAGUCCUAGCUAUCUAAGCAGAUCUUCUUUUGGGAGGAUUUGACGUAACUGACAAGCCUCAGCAAACCCAAAGAUCCUAACAGUAUUUUGAGAAGUUGCUGCAGAUUCCUUUGGCCACUGUACUUGUUAAUUUCUUGUAAUUUGAAGGUACGAGAAAGAGUUUAAA